This is a messenger RNA of Frankliniella occidentalis (western flower thrips), 2704 nucleotides long. RefSeq names its product protein enabled homolog. Gene Ontology annotation, cellular component: cytoplasmic vesicle membrane. The transcript has 8 exons. Bases 657 to 2060 code for a protein of 467 amino acids. NCBI's taxonomy places the organism in Eukaryota, Metazoa, Arthropoda, Insecta, Thysanoptera, Thripidae. The record is from RefSeq and is a predicted model, not a curated record.
CGCCCCCGCGCCCCCGCCUCCCUCCUCCUCUUCCUCCGCACCCGUCCGGAUCGGAAUCGUCCAUUUCGAGGCGAAACGGUCGCCUGUUCGUAUUGCUCGUAUCCACCGCAGUGCGAGGCGGGGCCUGGGGCGUGGGAGAGGCGCGCGCGCACACACACUCUCACACACACACUGGGGACGGGCGAUGUUAUGACCUCAUUUUACGACAAGUUACCCCCUCCGCACUCGCUACCGGGACAGCGUAGGGUGGUUUAAACAGAAAUCAGAAAGGUGUUAAGACCCUGUUCGCCGUCAUUUACGUACUUGCAUCCAGAGAGCGGCACGGAUGGAGCCAAAUCUCGAAACGCCCCGCUCACUACCUAAAGCGCUAAGAGCGGUGGGCGGAAACGGAAACGGCUGGAGUGCGACGUCGCAGAUUCUCUUCAGCAGCCCGACUGAGCCUGCGUCACUGCUGCGUCACUUUGUCUUCCGAGCGUGUUUGUGUUGUACGCCAACGGUAUAAUUGUGAAAACUCAUCGUCGCAGAAAGUGUGCAGCCUACUUUGUGAGGAGUAUUCCUGUGUUCAGGUCACUUCCAAGUCGUGCGACAAUGGAUUCCACUGCCCGCCGCCCAAGGACUGCUGUCCACAGGGCUGCUGCUACCAGCUGGGGGUGCAGAUGCACACCCCGUACCUGCCCUCUGGACACGGCCCGGCCAACGUGCUGUCUGCCGUGUUCUGGAACCACUGGUUCUUCUGGAGUCUGCUGGCGCUGCUGCUGCUGUCGUGCUCCGGGGGCUGCUCGCUGUGGCGCCGGCGCCACGAGCUGGACGUGCUCGGCUGCCAGAGCUGCGGCCAGGCCGAGGACCAGGACGCGCAGUCGGACCGCGACUCCACGGCCAGCUGCUACCCGCCGCCACAGUACUCGCGCUGCAACUCGUUCUCACAGCCGCCUCCGUACAGCGAGGUGACGUCCAAACCCGACCUGUACCCGCUGGUCAUUAGCUACAACGACAACUCUGCCAAGGGGGGCAGCUACCUGAUGGUGCAGUACCUGAGGCACUACUUCUUGCGACCCGCAGGCGGGUCCCUGUCACACACGAGCACCGCCGAGUCCCUCAGCUCCGCCUUCAUCUGUGGUCCAGCACCGCCGGAGGCACUCGGCGGCGCGCCGCCGCGGUACGUGUCCAUCGCGGAGGGCUCCCGGGGCUCCACGACGGCCGCGGUGUCCGGCCCACCCACGCCGCCACCCCUGCCUUCCUACUCGUUCGGCCCGGGGCCGGGGCCGCCCCUGACGCUGCCGCACCCGACGCUGCCGCCCCCGACGCUGCCGCCGCCCCCCGUCGCCGCCCCGCCGCGCAAGCCGCUGCCCAACUCGGCAUCCAUGCCGUCCGUCUGCAGCAUGGCCUCCAGCAGGCUGAGCUCAAGGAGCGGGUCCAGGAGCGGGUCCAGGACCAACUCGAGGACGGGGUCCAGGAGCCAGACGCAGAGCUACGCCCACUCCAUGGUGGUGGGCGGCUGGUCCAACUCGGGCUCCGUCUCCAUCUCGGUGCAGCCCGUGCGCGGGCCCGCCCGGCCGGCCUCCCUGCCGCAGCCCCAUCACGGCAACCACAGCAGCCACCAGGGCUGCUCGGGGACCGUCUCGGAGGUGAGCUCCCUGCUGGAGGAGAUGUCGCCGUCGUCGCCUCCCCGGGCGCUGUCGCCUUCUGCGCCGGACGAGCUGAGGCUGCUCCUCGAGCAGAUCGACUCCCUGUCCGGCGGCGACCCCGGCCCUGGUGGCGCGCCCUCUGCGGCGCGGCCCCCGCGCAGGACGCGCAGGGGCUGGAUCACCUGCAGGCCGUCGCGGUCCGCGCCGUGCACGCCCCUCUCCCCAGUGGGGCCGCAGCCCGCCGUGUUCCUGGCCGGCCUGACGUCCCAGCAGGAGUGGGCCUCUCGCGGGCAGGAGGACCCGCCCUCGCCCGCGCCCUCGGACCCGCCGCGGGGCUCUGCGGCCCGGCCCCGCCGCCAGGCCCGGCAGGAUGGGCACGAGGACUACUGCAGGUCCUUGCUGCUCGAGAACGAGGAGAACAGCGACGUCCCGUGAUAGACCUCAGCAUGUACUACGACUACGUACGCCUUGUCCAGUCUCUUCCCCUAUCAAUAUAUAGGAGAAGCGCUAAUGUGAUCGGUUUUGGUGGUCUCCACAAAUUGCCGAGGUUGCCUUUGGUUUUGUGGAAUGUAUGCAUUGAUUAAGUCCUAUUAUGUUGUUGGUGUAAGUGUGUAAAUAAAGCUGGUAACGGUUAAUUUUUGAAUAAAAACCUCGGGAGAGAGAUUUUACGACGGUGGAUAGAGAUGCAAGGCCUACACUUCUAUUCGGCAAUGACCACUUAAUGGGCAGUUGAGUUAUGGUGGCGGGGACCUCCCAUGCAACUGAAAAACAGCUUUGCACUUCUUAGUUCCUCAUCUACAGACAUGAUCCCCUGCGCUGGUAUCCAUGUCCUCGGCUGGACCAACAGGGUCAAUGGUUGUACCAGCGCGGCGCGCACGUAUUUCUAAUGCUGAAAUCUCUCUAAAACCAAAUAUAAGAAAGACUGAAAAAUUCAGCUGUUAAUUGUUUAACUUUGUGACAAAGUACCUAUCCACCGACAUAAAGUUAUUUUUUACAGAUGGUUCAGUAGCAUUACUUUAUGUUUUAGUUUAUAAUUCUCCAUGUACAUAUACUUCCAAUUGAAACGCAGUCACAGCACU